This is a messenger RNA of Penicillium vulpinum, 303 nucleotides long. RefSeq lists its product as uncharacterized. NCBI's taxonomy places the organism in Eukaryota, Fungi, Ascomycota, Eurotiomycetes, Eurotiales, Aspergillaceae. The transcript has a single exon. The record is from RefSeq and is a predicted model, not a curated record. The coding region runs from base 1 to 303 and encodes 100 amino acids.
AUGGGUGCUGUCGAUACAGUCAUCCCCGGAUAUGUGGAUCAUCUGGCCACCAACGAGGAUUAUACUUGGGAGACGGGGACAGAUAUCCCAAACCAGUUAUUUGCAUGGAAACGCUUCUACCUGGCUGACGGAAGUGUUGUUGCCUGUGUGGGAAGCAUGAUGAGCCUUUGGGGUGGUAUCAUUGGAAAUGCCGUUCGCACAAUGCGAGCCCAGAACAACAUAUCCAACGUUCUUUACAUGGGCAAAGCAGGUUCAUUGAGAACCCAGGAUGUGCAAAAUCAGGUGCUAGUCACUGGCGAAUGA